Messenger RNA from Callithrix jacchus (white-tufted-ear marmoset), 1510 nucleotides. It is a transcript of the gene RNF5, whose product is annotated as ring finger protein 5. Gene Ontology annotation, biological process: ubiquitin-dependent protein catabolic process. Lineage: Eukaryota; Metazoa; Chordata; Mammalia; Primates; Cebidae. Gene Ontology annotation, molecular function: ubiquitin protein ligase activity. The record is from RefSeq and is a predicted model, not a curated record. Gene Ontology annotation, cellular component: endoplasmic reticulum.
CGGCGCAUUUUACUUAAACCGUCAUUUUUUGUCAAGUUCUAGCCAAUGAGUUGCUUUGGAGUCAUACGCUCCAAAGUCCAACAGGAAUCCGGACAUUCUCUAAAAGAGAAAGCGAAGGAAAGAUAGGGGCUGAUAGUGGGUGAGGUCUAUAGGUAGUCCCAAGCAAAUUGCUUCUGGCUUUGGUUAUGACUGGCAACUACUUAGACGAAUAAAGCCCUCCCUGGCCUGGCGACAAGGUGUAGCGAGUCAUUACCAAUCCUUUCGCACUGCACAUUGACUUCGACGGAAUCAGCCAAUAGCCAUUGGGCGAAGGCAGGACCGCACUAACCUUUUCCCGCCCUACUCUUUGGGCCAAUCCUUUCUUUUGAAUUCUUCGUGACUGGCAGGCACUUGUACCAAUAGUGAUAGGGAACCUUGAAGCCUGCCCAACGAUCGUGGGCAGGAGGUGGUUUCUGGUUUGUUGGGGCGUGUGUUUGUGUAUUUGGGGGGACUGAAGGGUACGUGGGGCGAAACAAAACCGGCAAUGGCAGCAGCGGAGGAGGAGGACGGGGGCCCCGAAGGGCCAAAUCGCGAGCGGGGCGGGGCGGGCGCGACCUUCGAAUGUAAUAUAUGUUUGGAGACUGCCCGGGAAGCAGUGGUCAGUGUGUGUGGCCACCUGUACUGUUGGCCAUGUCUUCAUCAGUGGCUGGAGACACGUCCAGAGCGGCAAGAGUGUCCAGUGUGUAAAGCUGGGAUCAGCAGAGAGAAGGUUGUCCCGCUUUAUGGGCGAGGGAGCCAGAAGCCCCAGGAUCCCAGAUUAAAAACUCCACCCCGUCCCCAGGGCCAGAGACCAGCUCCAGAGAGCAGAGGGGGAUUCCAGCCAUUUGGUGAUACCGGGGGCUUCCACUUCUCAUUUGGUGUUGGUGCUUUUCCCUUUGGCUUUUUCACCACUGUCUUCAAUACCCAUGAGCCUUUCCGCCGGGGUACAGGUGUGGAUCUGGGACAGGGUCACCCGGCCUCCAGCUGGCAGGAUUCCCUCUUCCUGUUUCUUGCCAUCUUCUUCUUUUUUUGGCUGCUCAGUAUUUGAGCUAUGACUCCUUCCUGCCCACCUCCAGCCAGAGGAAAAUCAGUAUUGGGGGUCACUGCUGACCCUUCCUUACUCCUGGAUCCCCCUGACCCCUCUAUUUCUGUUGGCUAAGGCCCUGGCCAUUCUGCAGGACGGCAUAGGGACGUCUCGACAUAGGAUGGGAGAGUCUUCUGCUCAGAGGUUCACUCAGUAAUAUUGUAAUUCUCUGCCCUCGGGGAGGAGGAUGGACUGAGAGAAUGUCUUUCUCCUCUUCUGAGUCUGCUUUCCCUGAUUUCUUGAUUUGAUCUUGAAAGGUGGGCAAGGCUCCCUCUGACUCUCCCCCACUCCCCAUCUUACUGAUUUAAUUUUUCACUCCCCAGAGUCUAAUAUGGAUUCUGACUCUUAAGUGCUUCCUCUUCCUCACUACCUCCUUUAAUACAAAUUCAAUAAAAAAGGUGAAAUGUA